AAAACACCAUAAACGAGACAAAACACGUUUGUGAACCACAUGUCUUGUUGGGACGGUGCCACGGCGAACACCGGUGCCGUCCAUUAGACUAGAAAAUUAGAUAAAAGAGAGAGAAAACUCCCAAAAAUUCUCUUUUCCAUUUUCCCCAACCCAAUCUGAUCUGAGAAACGAAAAAAGCUCCUAAAUGUUGUUUUCGGAGGACAUCUUGGUGGAGAUUCUGAAACGGCUGCCGGCGAAGUGUCUGGUGCGAUUCAGGUGCGUAUCGAAGGCAUGGCGGUCUCUGCUGACGAGUCGCGGCUUCGUCAGAGCGCAUCUGAGGAGGAUUCGAUCGGAAUCUCACCUAGGUAUGGCUUCCAGCAUAAUCCUCGCCCGCUAUGGCGAUUCUCUUUUAUCGAUGGACCCACACAAGGAAGAUUCUCCUCAACAAGCGGCGGAGCUCGAUUUCCCCAUGCUUCCGUACUUCCCGUACUACGUCAAGGGCCACUGCGACGGCCUCCUCUGCGUCGUCAUGAAUGACGGCGCUCAGGGAUUCCUCCUCCUCUACAACCCUUCCAUCAACGAGUACAGGAAGAUGCCUCUCCCUCCCAAUUUCCGCAGCACCAGGGAGGUUUUCGGCCUGGGGUUCGAUUCAUCGACUCAGGACUACAAGAUCGUGCGAUUCCCUUCCAUGUAUUGCCGCAUGAAGGUCCCGAAUUUCGUCCCCAAGAUCGAGGUCUUCAGUCUCAAGACCAAUUGCUGGAGGAAGCUUCCGGACGAGGACAGGCCGCCGUACUUCGUCGAGCACGUCUUCCAGGCCACCCACGCCAAUGGCGGCCUCUACUGGCUCGCCGAGGAGGGCGAUUCGCUCCGCUGCGUGAUCCUCCGAUUCGAUCUGGCAUCGGAGAAGUUCAGCAUCGUGCCGCCGCCGCCCGAUGAGAACAACCGGAAUAUCUCCUGGAUUGGAUCCCUGAAGGACCAGCUCUGCAUGCUCCACAGCCAGAGACUGAGCGUCGUCGAUGUCUGGGUUACGAGUGACGACAAGAAAUGGACAAAGCUAAUCAGUAUUCCGAGAUCGCAGGGGCCGAGCCAGUCGGUGUACAGCUCACGGUACACGCCGCUCUGUUUCACCAAGAAAGGUGAAUUGCUUAUGAGCGUUGGAGGAGAAGGGUUUCUUGUGUAUGAUCCGAUGGAGAAAACUUUCAAGAACCUUGAGGUCAGAGGGGCCGAGCAUCAUCUGCAGGAGACGGUGAUUUGUGAGAGCUUGGUUUCGCCAUAUUUCGGCGUUCGCAAUCGCAGUCGGAGUUAUCAGUCGGCGUUUGAUGACGAAGAAGGAUGGCUGGCGGAUCCCACAUCCAAUAGCAGCAUCAGGCAGCUGAUUAUGGGACUCAGGCGGGGACUUGCUUUCAAGAGUAGCCGGAGUAAGCAACGAUGAGAAUGAAAGAACACUCUUUUUUACCUCUUUAGCAUGCGCUUGUUGUGAUUUGAAAGGUAUACUUUGUGAUAUAUCUGACCCUUUUAUAGAAUCUGCUUGUUGCUUCGGUACUUGCCCUCGUAGAAGAAAGAAUUUUUGUUGUUGUCGACUAAAAGAUUCGACUGAAAGAAACAGACUUACAAACUGUUGUAUAUAAUGUUUUCGUUUGACUUGUACAAACUUGUGUGUCUACAAAUACUUUCAUGUUGCGUUU
Messenger RNA from Morus notabilis, 1664 nucleotides. RefSeq names its product F-box protein CPR1. NCBI's taxonomy places the organism in Eukaryota, Viridiplantae, Streptophyta, Magnoliopsida, Rosales, Moraceae. The transcript has a single exon. Bases 185 to 1411 code for a protein of 408 amino acids. Gene Ontology annotation, molecular function: protein binding. The record is from RefSeq and is a predicted model, not a curated record.